Messenger RNA from Bubalus bubalis (water buffalo), 2098 nucleotides. RefSeq names its product WW domain-containing adapter protein with coiled-coil-like. Gene Ontology annotation, biological process: positive regulation of TORC1 signaling; regulation of autophagy. Lineage: Eukaryota; Metazoa; Chordata; Mammalia; Artiodactyla; Bovidae. The transcript has a single exon. Gene Ontology annotation, molecular function: chromatin binding; RNA polymerase II complex binding. Gene Ontology annotation, cellular component: nucleus. Bases 101 to 730 code for a protein of 209 amino acids. The record is from RefSeq and is a predicted model, not a curated record.
CAAAUUUCUUACCGCUGGACCAUCUGCUUUCAACAUAACUUCUCUGAUUUCUCAAGCUGCUCAGCUCUCCACACAAGCCCAACCAUCCAAUCAGUCUCCAAUGUCUUUAACGUCUGACGCAUCAUCCCCACGAUCGUAUGUGUCUCCAAGGAUAAGCACACCCCAGACAAACACAGUCCCCAUCAAACCUUUGAUCAGUACUCCUCCUGUUUCAUCACAGCCAAAGGUUAGUACUCCAGUAGUUAAGCAAGGACCAGUUUCACAGUCGGCCACACAGCAGCCUGUAACUGCUGACAAGCAGCAAGGUCAUGAACCUGUCUCUCCUCGAAGUCUUCAGCGCUCAAACAGCCAGAGAAGCCCGUCACCUGGUCCAAAUCACACAUCUAGUAGUAAUGCAUCAAAUACAGCAGUUGUACCACAGAACUCCUCUGCCCGACCUCCGUGUUCACUAACACCGACGCUCGCAGCACACUUCAAUGAAAAUCUCAUCAAGCACGUUCAAGGAUGGCCUGCAGAUCAUGCGGAGAAGCAGGCAUCAAGAUUGCGAGAAGAAGCCCAUAACAUGGGAAGUGUUCAUAUGUCAGAAAUUUGUACUGAAUUAAAAAAUUUAAGAUCUUUAGUCCGAGUAUGUGAAAUUCAAGCAACUCUGCGAGAGCAAAGGAUACUAUUUUUGAGACAACAAAUUAAGGAACUCGAAAAGCUAAAAAAUCAGAAUUCCUUCAUGGUGUGAAGAUGUGAAUAAUUGCACAUGGUGUUGAGAACAGGAACUGUAAAUCUGUUGCCCAGUCUUAACAUUUUUGAGCUGCAUUUAAGUAGACUUUGGACCGUUAAGCUGGGCAAAGGAAAUGACAAGGGGUCGGGGUCUGUGAGAUUCACUUCAGGGGAAAGAUACAAGAUUGAUUUGUAAAACCCUUGAAAUGUAGAUUUCUUGUAGAUGUAUUCUUCACGUUGUAAAUAUGUUUUGUAGAGUGAAGCCAUGGGAAGCCAUGUGUAACAGAGCUUAGACAUCCAAAACUAAUCAAUGCUGAGGUGGCUAAAUACCUAGCCUUUUACAUGUAAACCUGUCUGCAAAAUUAGCUUUUUUAAAGAAAAAUUUGGGGGGUUAAUUUAUCAUUCAGAAAUCUUGCAUUUUCAAAAAUUCAGUGCAAGCGCCAGGCGAUCUGUGUCUAAGGAUGCGAUUUUGAACCAUAUGGGCAGUGUACAAAAUAUCAUGAAACAACUGUUUCCACACUUGCACCUGAUCAAGAGCAGUGCUUCUCCAUUUGUUUUGCAGAGAAAUGUUUUUCAUUUCCCGUGUGUUCCAUUUCCCUCUGAAAUCCUUGAUCUGAUUUUAUCCAUUUUUUAAGGCUCCUCUUUUUCUCCUUUCUUAAGGCACUGUUGCUAUGGCACUUUUCUAUACCCUUUUCAUUCCUGUGUACAGUAGCUUAAAAUUGCAGUGAUUGAACAUAACCCACUUGUUUGUAUAAAUUAUUGAAAUCCAUUUGCACCCUGUAAGAAUGGACUUAAAAGUACUGCUGGGCAUGUGUGCUGAAAGUACAUUGAUUGCUCAAAUAUGAGGAAAUGGCCCAAUGAACAUUGUUGUGGGAGGGAAGAGGAAACAAAGCUAGUCAGAUGUGAAUUGUAUCUGUUGUAAUAAACAUGUUAAAAGAAACAAAUUGUUAUUUUUCUUUACCUUCGGUCAAUGCAUAUUAGAAUUUGAACUACCUGGGGAUUCUUUAUCAAAACUAUUCUUGUUGAACAUUUAUACUUCAUUGAAACAAUUCCUUAAGGGAGGUUUUGUUUAAAGCAUAUUAACAGGAAAAUGUGUAUAAGACUAUUUAAUGAAAUAAGAAAUUCAACAAGAACAAUUAAGUCACUUCCCAAGUGGUUGUCAUUUGUUAAAACCCUGGUUUACCUGUCUUGCUAUUAUGACAUUUCAUUUUGAAGGAUGUUUGUGUUGUAGCUAACUGUUCAAGUCUGGUGCUGACUGCUGUUCUUAGCCAUCACAAAAUGCUAAAUUUGUGUAAUUGGAGCUUCCUGCUGUUACCUGGAGACGGUGGGAAAGCUCAGCUUUGUAUAUUGUUUCCUAAAGUAUAUUAAAAUAAAAAAAGAAACUAUU